Danio rerio (zebrafish) is the source of this 1965-nucleotide messenger RNA. The record is from RefSeq and is a predicted model, not a curated record. Lineage: Eukaryota; Metazoa; Chordata; Actinopteri; Cypriniformes; Danionidae.
GCGCCGUGCUCUUGGGUAUGUUGUGAUUCUGCAGGAGAAAGUGUCUAAAAACACAAACUCCUGAAGCGACUGAGGUAUAAAGAUGGCGUUUAUUAAAGUGGAGAGUGAAGAUAUGAUGAUUGAAGAAACAUUCACAGUCAAACAUGAAGAGACUGAAGAAGCUUUCAGAGUCAAACAUGAAGAUCCUGAGGAACAAACAGACCUGGUGGGACUCAAAGAAGAGGAAGAAGAAUUGAAUGACAUGGAGGGGAAAGAGCAAUGUGUGAAACAUCAAGACUUUGUGAAUGUAGAACAGUUUAUUAAGAUCGAACCGACUUCAUCAGGAAAAACAGAUCAGAAAAACAAACCUAAUCAGCUGUUCAUCUGCCAACAGUGUGGAAGAGCUUUCAGUCGGAAGUAUAAACUGAAGAAUCACAUGACGAUCCACACUGGAGAGAAGCCUUUCACCUGUGAGCAGUGUGGGAAGAGCUUCAAUUACAAGGAAAACCUUAAUUACCACAUGAGAGUUCACACCGGAGAGAGGCCGUUCUCCUGUAAGGAGUGUGGAAAGAGUUUCGUUCACAAAGCAGCUCUUAAAUACCACACCAGAGUUCACACCGGAGAGAAGCCCUUCACCUGUGAACUGUGUGGAAAGAGCUACGUUCACAAGGGAAACCUUAAUUACCAUAAGAGAGGUCAUACUGGAGAGAGGCCGUUCACCUGCGAGCAGUGUGGAAAGAGUUUCGUUCAGAAACACAAGCUUAAUAACCACAUCUUAAGCCACACUGGAGAGAAACCCUUCAAAUGCCUGCAGUGUGGAACCGGUUUCAGUUGCAAAGCAAACCUUCACACCCACAUGAAAGUCCAUUCUGGAGAGAAGCCGUUCACGUGCCAGCAGUGUGGGAAGAGUUACACCAAAAAAAGCAACCUUAAAAAGCACAUGAACGUCCACACUGGGGAGAACCUGUUCAGAUGCGAGCGGUGCGGGCAGAGCUUCAGAUAUAAACAUUCAUUGGAUUCUCAUAUACAAAAGAGAGAGCUCAGCGGAGGGAACUGUCUUAUUAAAUACACUGCAGAAAAGCCUUACGCGUGCCAGCUGUGUGAUAAGAGCUAUAAAAACAAAACACACUUUGAUUCCCACAUGAAAAUACACGCUGGAGAGAAACCGUUCCCCUGUGAUCAGUGUGGAGGGAGCUUCAGCAAUAAAGCAGCCCUUGGCUCACACAUGAAGGUUCACAUUGUUCGAGUGACACAAAGAGAAGAGAAUCCAGAAUUGAGUGAAAUACAAGAAAACGAUGAGAGUGAGAAUCAUGAUGAUAUUGAGGAUGUGGACAACUCUAUUAGGACUGAAACAACUUCAUCUGAUAAAACACUUGAGAAGGCUGAAUCUAACCGUGACCUCACUUGCGAGCUGUGUGGAAGAUCUUUCUCUCAAAUAUAUAAACUUAAGAACCACAUGAUAAUCCACACUGGAGAGAAGCCUUUCGCCUGUGAACGGUGUGGAAAGAGUUUCUUUUACAAAGGAAACCUCAUUUCCCACAUCAGAGUUCACACUGGAGAGAAGCCUUACACCUGCAAACAGUGCGGAAAGAGUUUCAAUUAUAAAGGAAACCUUAAUUCCCACAUCAGAAUUCACACCGGGGAGAAGCCCUUCACCUGCACACAGUGUGGACGGGGUUUCAGCUUUCACGGAAACCUUAAUUACCACAUGAGAGUUCACACUGAAGAGAAGGCUUUCUCCUGUAAAGAGUGUGGAAAGAGUUUCAAUUAUAAAGCAAACCUUAAUUCCCACAUGAGAGUUCAUAGUGAAAAGAAACCGUUCACCUGUGAAGUGUGUGAAAAGAGUUUCGCUAAGAAAAGCUACCUUAAAGCACACAUUAAACUCCACUCGAGUGAAUCCGUUCAAAUGUGAGCAGUGUGGGCCGUUUCAAAUGACAAGAAACUUUUUUUGUCACUCAGGAAAAUAUUAAAAUGACUAUAAAUGGA